This is a messenger RNA of Stomoxys calcitrans (stable fly), 798 nucleotides long. RefSeq lists its product as uncharacterized. The coding region runs from base 130 to 666 and encodes 178 amino acids. Lineage: Eukaryota; Metazoa; Arthropoda; Insecta; Diptera; Muscidae. The transcript has 4 exons. The record is from RefSeq and is a predicted model, not a curated record.
GCAAUUUUAUUUAGUUCGCACAUUAAUAGGCUAAGCAAAAGUUGUCGCGUUCAUUGACAAUAGCAGUGUGUACCUCCUUUUUUUUAAAAAAAGAAAGAAAAUAUAUGCAAAAUAUCUCCAUACAAAAAAAUGGGCUUCCCUUUACGAAGUUUCAGUUGGAUAACUGCCAUUAUUUACAUGAUAUUCAGUGUAAUUGGUGCGAUUUUAUUUGCGUUUUUCCUGGCUAUUCCAAAAGAUGAAGAAUUUGUGGAAGAAUUCGGGGAGGUAAAUAACUGGCUGAUUGGUUUGGUAGUUGUGCUUCUCAUCUACUGUCUCUCUGUGUUUGGUACCUCCAUUGCCCUAAUGGUUGGUCUAAAACAGAAUCGUCACGAACUUAUGAAGCCCUUCAUUUAUAUCGUCUAUGCGGGUAUUUUGCUCACCAUAUCGAUAUCGGUUCGACUUUUCUUCCGUGGCCUGAGGAAGCAUAAACCAGCUGGUAGUCUAGCAUUGGAUCUCCUUAGCGAUUUGGCAGUUUGCGCUGUUCAAGGAGUUCUGCUUUACCCCGUUUACGAGCUAUACAGGAAGCUUAAGGAUUAUGAAACGGAAACCGUGCCAGAGCAAUACACCCUCAGCAAUAAUGAGCCAGUCCAUAAGCCCUACUAUCCCAUACAGCAAGGAGGCGCUUAAGAGAACUUAAUAAAUCGAGCUUGAAAAGAGCUCUUUCCAUUAGGCAUAUAGUGCGUGUAGGGAAGGCAGAACGAAAGUCAUGCCUAGUUGUUAUUUGUUACCAACAGAAAUAUAAUUCAGUGAAUUUUCCAA